This is a messenger RNA of Glycine soja, 1700 nucleotides long. RefSeq names its product transcription factor DIVARICATA-like. The record is from RefSeq and is a predicted model, not a curated record. Gene Ontology annotation, molecular function: DNA binding. Bases 576 to 1514 code for a protein of 312 amino acids. Lineage: Eukaryota; Viridiplantae; Streptophyta; Magnoliopsida; Fabales; Fabaceae. The transcript is spliced from 3 exons.
AAUGGCUACUUGCAAUUGUGACACUCUAAUCCCAACCUUGUUACCUUAACAAAAGUGUGACACUCCAAUCCCAACCUUUUAUUACCUUAACACAACCACCUCUCACCUCAAAUACUUCCCAUUCUCUCUUUUGAAAUCACUACACAACACCAAGAAAUCCAAAUCUAAUUCCUUAUCUCGUUUGAUAUCCUGAUUCCUACUCUCUUAGUUUCCACUCUAUUGUAUGGAUGCAUGUGAUGAACUGAUGAUAUAUGCAUUUGCUUUUAUAGUUUGCUUGGCCACCAAGUAACGACAAAGAGAAACAGUUUCUAACUUUUUCUUGGCUGGUUGUAAAUAAUCUCUCUUUUCUCUAUUGGAUCAUAGCUUUCUGCACCCUCUUCCUCUUAGGUUCCCAUAUUUUUCUCUCUUGUCGUGGACCUCAACUUUGUAGGCUCGCCUUAGAAAAAACCUUCUUUUCUUUUUGGUGGGGGUGAGAGUUGCUAUCUUAUUCCUGGUUUCAUCAACAAGACACUAACAUCUUUGUUGUUUUUAGUUUCAGAAUUCCUUAUACUCACACACCAAAAUUCUGGUACACCAUGAUUUUUCCAAGAUUUUGUACGAAUCUAAAAGGUAUGGAAUUGGAAACCCUCUACACCCCUUGUUAUAUGCCAAACUCAAAUUGGUUUGUGCAAGAGAGCCUCAGCACAGAGUGGACUAGAGAAGAUAACAAGAAGUUUGAAAGUGCCCUUGCUAUAUAUGACAAGGACACCCCAGAUAGAUGGUUCAAGGUGGCCGCUAUGAUCCCUGGGAAGACUGUGUUUGAUGUGAUCAAGCAAUAUAGGGAACUGGAAGAAGAUGUGAGUGAAAUCGAAGCAGGGCAUGUUCCGAUUCCCGGCUACCUUGCAUCUUCUUUCACCUUUGAGCUGGUUGACAACCACAACUAUGAUGGAUGCAGAAGAAGGCUUGCACCUGUCAGAGGCUCUGAUCAAGAGAGAAAGAAAGGAGUCCCAUGGACUGAAGAGGAACACAGACGUUUUCUGAUGGGACUUUUGAAGUAUGGUAAAGGAGAUUGGAGAAAUAUCUCUCGCAAUUUUGUGGUCACAAAGACUCCAACCCAAGUUGCUAGCCAUGCACAAAAGUACUACAUAAGGCAAAAGGUUUCUGGAGGCAAAGAUAAAAGGAGACCUAGCAUCCAUGAUAUAACCACUGUUAAUCUUACAGAAACUUCUGCAUCAGACAAGAACAAGCCUCCUGUGAUUGCACCACAGCAGAAGCUGAAUAGCAUGUCAAAAGUACAGCUGGACUGGACUAGUAGCCACUACAAUGAUGGAUCACUCAUGGUUUUCAACCCAAAUAGUGAUGACUUGUUUGUGUCAUCUUCAUCUGAUGUCACUUCCAUGGCCCUGAAAAUGCAAGGGCAAGAUCUCUAUGAAUGUGCCUUACGUGAGGCUUAUGCCAAGGUAAAAGUUCCAGGUUUCAGCAUGGCUCCUAGAGACUUCAAUAAUGAAGCUGUUUUUGGUAUUCAUGCACUGUAAUUCCAACCCUGAUGAUGUUAAAGAAAAAAUUAUAGAUCAUUGUUCUGUAGGAUUAAUGUAGAUGACCUGAAGCUAGCAAGCUACUUCGUUCAUCAUUAGUGAACAUCCUAAAAGAAAACUAGACUAAUGUUUCAAUCCUUAAAAACUGAAUUUGGAAUGGACUUCUUUUAAAGUUUUCCUCUUUUA